UACGCUCCAGUAUAGUGAUAUACAUAAAAACGUAUAUAGACCUAAGAUUUUUACAAAGUACAGAAGGGUCAAGUGGUGUGGUAAUUUGCUCACACAUGUCGAAGUCCAGCAUCCACUUUAUUGUUCAGAAGUCACCUGCUAAUGAAGAACAAUUUCAAGAGAAGUUACAGGCUCUCAGUGAAAAGAGAAGUUUCUAUGCACCGUCUAUUGAGGAUGUACCACCAGUCCUACAAGAACUUCAACAAUAUGAGAUAAGGCAAUGUGUGGUUUCAUCGAAGCAUAUUGCUUUUCUUCUCGAGGAUGGAAGAGUCUGUCGGGUAAAAUAUUUUGCCCACGAUCCACAAGAAGAACCUGAAAUUGAAGCAACUACUACCACAGCUACAUCUGGUGCGAGUAAAUCAACAUCUACAAGUAAAACAGGAGAGAGACCACCGAAACUUCCCCGAACAGGUAGCACACCAUGGAUAAUAUCAGGCACUGAUUUAUCCAGUGGCCAUUCAUCUGCUCUACGAAGAUGGGGAACACAUAUUGGGGUGAUUCGUUCGAUCGCGUCUUCUUCUGCCACCACCAAUUCAUCAUCAGUAACAUCAGCGAGCACAACAACUGCUCGACAUCGAGCAAGAAACAGCGGCUCAGAUGCAGCGUCUUCUCUAAGCGCAAGCGGAGUGAGACUUGUAAGAACUUCUCAGCUGCGUGGCCGUGGAUUACAAAGCUCAUUACUGACUGGACAGAGAGUGAUUGUACCUGCUUCCCAUGUGCCUGAAGAGUUGGUGAACCAAGUACAGGGAAUACUACAAGGCAAGUCCAGGAGUAUUAUAACUAGAGAGCUCCAAAGAACAAACCUCGAUGUUAAUUUGGCUGUUAAUAACUUGCUGAGUCGUGAUGAUGAAGACAAUGAUGACAUGGAUGAUAAUGGUAGCGAUUAUAUACCAAGUGAAGAUCUCUUAUCAUUACUUGAUUCUGGAAUACAUCCCGGUGAACACGGAGUUUUCAUUGAUUCUGAUGCUAUUCUACCAGAUGAAUUACUUGGAUAUACUUUUCAACGGGCACCGAGAAUUUCUUGCCAACGAACUGGUGCAUCAGGUGGAGAUGGAGCGUCUGGUGGUGGUGGUGCCAGUGCGAGAGAUGUAUUGCAGGAUAGGGAUCCAAUAAUCAGACUCCGCGCACCACGAUUCUUGGGUUAUGAAUCUGACCAAGAUGAUUCUUCUCAAAAAUCGAAGUCUAAUUCUGGUUGGAAAAGGGUGAAAGUUUCAAAAGAAUGUGAAUCUGUAAAUCUGGCAGAACAAUUGGAAUGGUGGAUGGACGACGGAGAAUAUGUCAAAUUCAUUCAAAUCGGUUCGAUGCAGAGUGAACUUGCUGCGAUAGAUGAGACUGGAAAUCUUCGACAAUGGAGAUGGGGAAAAGAUAUUCCGUAUCGACACCCAACCAAUCAAAAAAUUUUUCAUCCUCGUACCCAGUUUCUAGGAAUUGAAGACAAAAAGGUUGUACAUUUAGCGGCGUGUACAUUGAGAGCCACUGUAUUGGUUGAAAAUGGGGGCGUGGCAACUUGGAUUGAUAAGACUGUUUCCAAACACGCCUCUGUUCUUGAACACCAUGUUACCAACUGUGUUCAUCCAGAUCUGGCAAUGGAGUUUGGCACCACCAAACAUGAUUUAACGAGAGACAGAUGUUUACAUAUAUGCUCUUUGUACAGUGCAUUGUUCACUUCGUCAGGUGAAGUAUACUGGUGGGGUGUCUUACCAUUUCAUCUCAGAAAACAUAUUCUAUCUCAUGCUCAAGCUAAGCUAAAGAAAACUUUGGCAUCUGGUAAAUCAAAAGAUUCAAAGAAAAACGAGGUUACUGUUGGUUCAAUGGUUUGUCUACAUAGUUGCCCAAUGUUUCAAGCUGGUGCUACUGCCAUCCAUGUUCGAGGUGGGAAACCUAAAGUAGGUUGUCUUCAACAAUCAGCAUGGAAUUUAACAGACAAAUGUACAUUUAAGAUUUUGACCAAACGAAAACAUAAAAAAUCAAAAACAAAAGAAAAAGAAAGAAAGAAAACAGAUAAGAAAAAGGGAGAUGGAAAAGGUAUAUUGGAACAUGACUUAACACCAAAAUCAGAAGAAAUGGAAGCGGUGAAGAAUGAAACUCCAGUUAUACAGAGCAACAGUGAACGAGAGACUGUUUUAAAGUCGACAUCAAGUACUCCGAUCAUUCCAUCAACAAGCGUUGAUGACAAUCAAUCAUCUCAACCUUCUAAACCACAGAAGAGAAAACUAUCUUCUUCAAAAUCAAACGAAAACUUGAGUGGAGAAUCAAAGUCUAAAACAGAUAAAGAUGAAACAGGAGAGAAAGAGCAGGAAGAAGCAGAAAUAGAGGAGCAAUGGGAUUUACAAGAUGUGAUUUUUGUUGAAGACGUUCAAACAAUACCGGUUGGAAAAGUAUUGAAAGUUGAUGGAGACAUGAUUGCUGUUUGGUUUAGUAAAUCUGGUAAAUUUAAAGAAAAAACGGGAAAAAGUUCAAUCAUGAAAAAUCUACGUUUAUUGCGAAAAGAAGAUGUUUACGUUUUACCAUCUGGCAAUCCACCUAAAGCACCAGAAUGCUUUUUAAGAGCUCCUGGAAAAUUGAAUGAGCUCGAUCGUUCAUUCAAACUUCAUUCUAUUUGUAUAAAUGAACUCGGAAUACAAGCAAUAGAAGGCGGAGUGGAUGGGGCUCCGAUGUCUCAUCUACAAAUCGAUCUUACGGGAAAAAUCACCUCAGAUUGUCCUUUUCCUUCUCCACCUGAGAUGUUUUUUGAUGAUGGAAACAUGAAAGAAAAUGAAAUGAAACAUGAUGACGGAAUUGGUAAAAGUAUAUGCAAACUGGAUAGAAAUUGCCAGGAUUUUCCAACAAUAUUCAGAGAUCGAAAUUCCUCUUUGUAUCCAUUAUUACGAAAUGAAAAUUCUGGUUUUCGAGAUCCUCGCUGGUUGAAUAUAACACCACUAUCUGCUGUUGGAACUGGUUCUCACGUAUCUUACAUUUGCAACAAUCCAUUGCAGAACAAAAACAAAGUCAGCCCGCUUGUUGUUACUGCACUCGUGUUCAAAUCAUCUCUUCUGAUACCAAUGCUUGUAAGACGUGAUCUUAAGAGCGUUAAAGAAACUUUGGAGAUUUUAAAACCAGAUGAAAUUCAGGCACUUUGUGACGAAAGAUGUGAUGGUCAGAGGAAUAUAAUCCACGUCGCUGUUUCCACAACAGCACCUUCCCCUAACCGAGAUCAUGAUGGAGAGGAAGAAACUGAUCAGAAAAAAGAGGAUACGGCCGAUGACGAUAGAAAGAAGAAAGAUAAGGAUUCAAAGAAACCGUUCAGAUUUUUUAAACCUCUCGAUGGAACGAAUACAGAAACUACUGCAACAUCUACACCGGCCACUGAGUCCAGCAACGAAGUUUCCAAUGCAAGGUCAUCUGCUCCAGCUGACGUUAGUCAAACUUCAUCAAGGACUUCCACACUAUCUCAUAGUAUGUCACAAAGUGAAAGAGUAAACGCUGCCACCGCUAUUGCGAAUGCCAUUUCUGUCGUAACAAGAGGCGAACGAACUGGACCGCCAAGCGUUGCUAGCGAGAGAACAAGAUUCAUGCGGGAUAUCAUGCAACAAUUUGCAGAUGUUUUAGACGACCAUCCGUCCAGUUCUUCUGCUCCAACGUCGUCAACUACAGUAUCAACUUCUGUUUCACAAUCUUCUGCAUCCAGUCAUAGAAGGAUUCCGACGAUUAUCAGAGAAGGAAGACAAUCUAGUUCUGUUGAUGAACCAAUGGAAGUUCUACAAUCGCCAUAUAGAUCGUCACCCACCCCCGCCAUACCCACAUUAUCUUGGCCACCGGAUCCCACGUCAUUCAGUCCUCUUCCUUUACCAUCCUGGUCUAGAGAAGAAGGUCUAAACUUGUCAGUGACAGACAGUAACACUGGAGUUACUUCCAGUUCCCGAUACACUGGUGCUAAACCAUCAAGUAAAAGAGCAAAACGAAAACGAUCUAUAACUCCACCAGUCGCAGACGUACCUAAACCAUUACCAAAACGUGGGACCCAAGCAGACGGUAUUGCAAUCGUAAAAACAUUGUGCACUGCCAAAUCAAUGCAACCAGUUAUCUUAAAGCUUCUAUCACAAAGAGAUGCUCUUGGUCAUACUCCGUUCAUGUCAGCAAUUUAUAACCGGGCAUAUUCUGCUGCUAUGGAAAUUUUCUUGCAAGUUCAAGCCAUCGCUGCAAGAGAAUAUUUAACUCAACAUGGAAAGGAAGAAGAAAUGGAGAUCGACUCUGAGAAUAUCAAAUUUAUCUGUCACGGUCCAAAAUACGAGGAAAUUUUAAUGUCAAUGAUAUUUCCCAAAGCAUCAGAUUUAGACAACAAUCCGUUGUAUGUUUUGCUGACUAACGAUACAUGCAGUUUUACCUGGACGGGUGCUAACCAUAUCAACCAGGACAUAUUCGAAUGUUGGACUUGUGGUCUUACUGGAACAUUGUGCUGCUGUUCUGAAUGUGCAAGAGUUUGUCAUAAAGGACAUCAAUGCAAAUUGAAGAAAACUAGUCCAACUGCAUAUUGCGAUUGUUGGGAGAAAUGUGCUUGUCGCUCUCUCAUGUCUGGAGAAACUAACUUUAAUGAUCGUAAUGAACUUGUACAAAAGCUCUUGAGCGAAACAAAUUUGGUUGAUUUAUCAAAUGCGAGAGGUGAAACAAUGCUUCAGUUUUUGGCUCAUACAGUCGCAAGACAAACAGUAGAACAGCGUCAACACAGGCCCAGAAGUAAUGCAUCAUCAUCCAGGGCAAAUCGUUCUGCCAAAAGCACAAUACCAGGAGUGGAAUAUGAUGUUCCUCAACAUGAUCUUUUGCCACCAACGUUCUGUCGGGACGCAUUCCUAUUGCUUCUACAUGAUUGGAAAUCCGUAAAAGCUACGAUCAUGUCAAACUCUCCCGGUCACAUGGAUCCGUUGUGUGCCAGUUCACUUCCUGAUCAAAUUGGGGCUGACCUUUCACCCCUGCUUUUGCCAGAAGAAGAAGAAUGCAUGUCGUCACAAACAGGGACGAGUAAACUUGAUAUGUUUACUUUGUGUCUUCUUGUAAAAUGCAACACCAUGUAUUUGGAUAUGUUGUUGGAAACUUUAAUCAGUCGGAUUCAGGAAACCAGUAAUUCCUCCAGCAAGAAUGAAGAUUUAGAGGUUGUUCAUCGCUUUGUAAGAUCCGUCGUUCGAGUAUUUGUUGUUCUGAGUGUUUGUACAAGUUCUGAAAAUCAAUCUGGGAAACAGAUCGGACGUAACAUGUCAAACAGCCAACCUUUGAAAAGAGCGCAGAGAGCGUUUAAUGCACUUCUUCCGAUGGCAGUGGGGGAGUUAUGUGAAAUGGCAACAGCAUUGAUUGAUCCAGUUCGUAUGGGUGUAGCAAGACCUACAUUGAAGUUUCCGGUGUUGCCGAGUAGUUCGGACGCAAUUCAAGGAUGCGAGUCAGCAUUCUCUAGAGUCCCGUUCCCUCCGAGAGAUCGAUCAGAAAAGAAGAAAAAGGGCGAUCGAAGACGAUUAAAUGAUGGAUCAACGUCUUCAUCUAUUUCUGCUGCUUCGCUAACUACACCGAGACCAUCAUCGCGUGGAAAUUUUGCAAGAAGAGGAAUUAGCCAUCGAAGAUCUCGAAAUUUCGGUUCGCCCAGAGCGAAUACAGACAACGGAGGCUCCAACGAUGCUAACGGCCAUGAGAGAGUUCGAAGAAUAGCGCAAGACGUCAUUCAAAACGCGUUCGCAGAUGACUUGGUUCGUAUCAAUAGAAGAGCUCGAAAUGAAAUGAGAGAGUAUUCGUCUUCAUUUACACUCGAAGAAGAUAAUAAUUUUGAGAUACUCUCGGAUGAAGAGGAAGAUGUACAUGAACCUAGAGAUUGGCAGAUCGUCGAAAGUUCUAGAGAAAAUAAUGAACAAGAAGAAAGAACACAAGAGAAUACGUCACAAUCAUCUACUAUUCAAACAGAAGAAUCUCAAUCUAUGAGGAAUUCUGAACAAGAUGAUCAUCCUAUCCAUGAUGAAAAUCAAGAGGAUAAUAUGGACGAUGAUAAUGUACAACGAGAUGAGAUGAUGGAACGAACGGAGAGUCAAACCGAAGUGGUGAGUGAGGGAGAUUUGGAUGUUGAUGAUGAAGACCAAGACACUCAAGAAAAUCAUGACCAUGAAGAGGAUGAGGACAAUAAUAACCAUGACGAUGAAGAGAGUGACAUGGAACUAACACUACUUGCUGCGAGUGACGCUGACACCGAUCAGGAUAGCAAUCAGAGUGGACAAGAUGAGGAAGUAAUCUCCGAGGAGGACAUCGGUGACGAUGAUGAAGAUGAUGAUGACGAUCAAGAUGAGGAAGAAGAAGACAGAAAUACUUAUGUGAUAACGUCAGGAGAUGAAGCCGCAACUGCCACAGAUUUAGAUGAGGAGGAUGGAAGCAGUCAAGAUGAUGAUGAUGUAAUAGAUGAGGAGGCUGGAGAUCAAGAUGAGGGAGAUAAUGAGGAUGAAGAAGAACAAGAGGUAGAAUCUCCAGCUGAUUGGGUUGAAUUCCCUCUAGAAAGAGCACCAACUCGGCUUCAAAGAUCCAGAGCGGCGAUGGCUCCUCACUCAAUGAGAUGGGCUCUCGGACAGAAUCCAAACCCUGGACGUGGAGGUGCGACCUCUAGUGGAAGCAGGACGUCUGGACCAGGGUCAAACGGACCAGGGAGUGGUCUGAUGUAUAUUGAUCCUCAUUCUUUGUGGAGAGGAAAUAAUUCUGGAGUGAAUUCUACAGCUACACCCAAUGUAUCAGCAAGUGGAGAUUCCAGCAAACAAAGUUCUGGAAGAAAUAGUCAUUCCGCAUCGACUACAAACGCACAACUUGCUCGUGCUUUCGGAAUUUGUGUUCGAGAAAUGGCUUCGUUAUUAAUCAUGCUUUGGCAGAAAGAACAUAUUGUGAAUACACCGCUCCUUACGUUCCUAGAAUUGACUUUUGAGGACGUUCAAAUGAUGAAUGACUUCGUUGAAGCCACAUUAUCACCAACAUGGAAAUGGCUUCUCACUGUCAUUGAUUCUACCGAAGCACAAUUAAGAUAUGGACAAGUUUUAUCGCUCGCUGGAAGUCCCGAUCAUAUUGAACAUCCUUUGUAUAAAGGACCUGGUAAAUCCCCCAAUCGAAGUGGAGCAGGAAAAUCAACACCUGAUACAUACAGACGUGGUGGCGGGGGUGCCCCCUCUUCUACGAGACCUUCGUCAUUUCUUAGACUGGCAAGAGAAGCAAGUACUGAUUCUAAUGCUGCUAGACAGGAUUUUCUGAGUUACAUUCUGUCUCUAAUGAGAGCACACAGCGGAGAGCAUGCUGAUUAUCUUCCUGUUAUGGAUGUUUCAUCACUUCGACAUGUCGCUUACGUUCUCGACGCUUUGGUAUAUUUCCUUCGUGAAACAGCUCCCAUGUUUGAUGACGAUUCUAAAGGAAACAAGAAGAAAUUUGGUGGUUUGUCGAAAUCGGACGCGAACGCUCCAAAGCUUGUCGGAUCAACUUUUAACAUCGGAUACGAUAACACAGAUGAUGAGGAUGAAGAUGAUGUUGAUCUUCCUCCUCCUGUUGAAAGAGAAUCUUCAACUGGAAUCUCGGUGCCACAGGAAAAAUUUGAAAAUACUGAUGAACUCUACUCUCUCGCUGUGAGUGACGUUAUAGUUGGUGAUAUCAUAGCUAAUGCACAAGAAGUUGCGGAUCCAACAAUUCCGUUUGCGCAACCACAAAAAUGUUUCUUUCGAAGAUCUGAUUCAAUGUCUUUCCUCGGAUGUUCUGAUCCUGAUCCUUUUAUGGAGCCAUUGGUGAAAGCAUUGCCGUUAGCAGACAAACCACAUUUACUUCAACCUAAUGCAAGAAAAGAAGAAUUGUUUGGUCGACCAAGACAAAGAUGUGAUUCAGUCGAUGAUGCUGCGUUUUUUGAUCCGGAUUUACCAGGAACUGGAAUGGGACAACUUCGCCACAAAAUGCCGGCAAAAUUUGAAAAAUUAGAAGAGAUAAGAGAACGAAUGAAAGAAAAGAAGUCUGGUCUGAUCAGCAUAGGUGUACAAACGGAAGAUGAAGUUGCUGAAACACAAGCAAACACAGAGGAACAAUUGGGUAGAUUGGAUGCUCAAAAAUUAGAUGAUGACAAAAAUUCAACUCAACCAAUGGAAGUUUCUGACACAAAAGAAGAGACAAUCAGCAAUAUAGAAACAGAUUUAGCAAUCAUGGCACCUCCUGCCCAAACAGUAAUCGUGAAAACUGAGACCCAGAAAACAAAAGACCAACCAGCAAAUGAAAUAAAGAAAAUACAGCCUUCCAAGAAACGCCAUUUUACUCCGCCGUCCGUUGAUUCACUUCUUGGAAGAUGUCGCCUCACACUUGAACUAUUCACCAAAGUGUUUCUCAAUGAUGUCGGUGCUGAACCAAAGUCUAUUCUGCAAGAUUUAGGAGGAUUUGAGGUACGUGAAGCGAAAUUCCGCAAAGAAAUGGAAAAACUGCGAAAUUCUCAAUCUGUCGAUCUUCAAUUGAACGUAGAAAGAGAGCCACAUCGUCUCAUUGUUCAAACUUUCAAACAAUUGAAUCAACAUUAUCGCAGAAGAUCAGGAAUGUCAUCUUCGUCUUUGUCAUCUUCAACUCAACCAUUGGCUGUUCAACGAGUGAAAGUGAUCUUCAAAGAAGAGCCGGGUGAAGGAUCGGGAGUUGCCAGAAGUUUUUAUACCGCUCUAUGUGAAGCUCUUUUAUCCUCUGAUCAACUUCCACCACUAGAUGGUAUUCUUGUUCCCUUGGGUUCAUCUUCUUCCAGGAAUUCGUCUGGAAUUCAUCACAGCCUCGUGUCUAGAUUGAGACGACGAGAACAAGAAAGAGAAAGGGACAGAUCAGGACGUGCCGGAGGAAGAAAAAUAAACUUGCGAUCCUAUUUCAUGGCUCGAUAUGCUCAACGUUCCAACGCUCCUACAACAACAACAACGUCAACAUCUGGACCGAGUACAGUCACAUCGUCCACUUCAUCUCAAAUCUCAGCGCUUUCGCCACCAUUUUAUAAAAGGACUGAAUCCCGCAGAGGAGAUUCCGCUGCUAGAAAUGUUUCCGGAGGGUGGUCUCUUGACAAGCGUGUGUUUGGAGAUCGUCUUCUUCCAAAAGUCAUUGCAAUCAAUCCAAUGUGGCCAGAAAAAAUUACUGGAAUGCUGUUAAGUCUUCCUGUGUCUGAACUUCUUCUGCUGCUUAGCAGCGAUACUCGUCUAAAUAACAAGGUCAAUGAAGCCGCGCGUCGUCUCACACUCUUCGGAUAUACAGGAGAAGAAGAUGCGCAGAGUAACGUCCCAAAGGAUGGACAUGGGACGUCCUCGAAUGAAACCAAUUUGGAAAGAUCUCCUCGAAACAACGCAAGAAUGAGUGUCGGUGCAUCAAAUGAAAAAUCACCACCUGGGUCGAGUCCACUUACAACAAAAGAGAAAGUUCCGGAAAAAGAUUUGGAAUACGAUUCUGAUCACGAAGAAGAAGAAGUCGACAUUUCCACUUUCCCUCUGUUUUAUCAACCUGGAAAACGAGGAUUCUAUUCUCCUGCUGCUGGAUCCGCUACAAAAAAGACUUCAUCAAAAUCGAUCGAUUCUGAAACAACCAGAACGACGCCCAAGAAACCUGUUCCUCUCGGAUACGAAGCCAGAUUGAACGCAUUCAGAAAUGUCGGAAGAAUUAUAGGAUUGUGUUUGCUACAGAACGAACUCUGUCCGUUGCCUCUGAACAGACAUAUUUUGAAAGCUUUGCUUGGAAGAAAGAUCAACUGGCACGAUUUUGCAUUCUUUGAUCCUGUCAUGUAUGAAAGCAUGAGAUUUGUUUUGGCCGAGAACGAGAAGAAAUCUGACAACAACGUAGAGUUACUCAAUGCUCUCGAUCUAACAUUCGUUGCAAAUCCUCUUCCAGAAGAAGGAGGGGGAGAAGUCGAGCUGAUACCAGGCGGAUCUUCAAUAAGUGUUACUCCAAGUAAUUUGAGGGAUUAUGUGAGAAGAUAUACAACAUACAGGAUGAUUACUUGCUGCCACAAAUACAUUAAACAGAUGAAAGAAGGUUUAUUUGAUGUGUUGCCCAGAAGUUCAUUGGAUGGUUUAACUGCAGAAGAUUUAAGAUUGCUGGCAAAUGGAUGUGGUCGUGUCAAUGUUCACACAUUGAUCAGUUACACUUCUUUUAAUGACGAGAGUGGUAAAUCAGCUGGUUCCAAUGCUGAAAAACUAACAGAAUUCAAACGCUGGUUCUGGUCCGUUGUAUUAGCGAUGAAUCAUUCCUCUCGUCAAGAACUUCUCUAUUUCUGGACGGGAUCACCCGCUCUCCCCGCGAGCGAAGACGGCUUCCAGCCUAUGCCUACUGUUACAAUACGUCCACCUGAUGAUCAACACCUUCCCACGGCCAACACUUGUAUUUCGAGACUGUAUGUUCCUUUCUACUCUACAAGAGUAAUCCUGAAACAAAAGUUGAUGAUCGCCAUAAAGACAAAGAACUUUGGUUUUGUGUGAAGAUAACAUUGGAAAUGACAGCCAGACGAACGGACUUAUUUAAAACUGUGGCCAAUGGAAGACAUUUUUGCGGGUUUUAUUUUAGGAAUAUGAAUCCUAUCUUCAGAUUUUGUUCCACGUUUUUGACUUGCAUGUUUACUCAACUAGAUUUGUCUUAUUAAUUUAAUUAUCUUGAAUUUGAAAACUAAGUGAAAGCGGUUUUGUUUUAUCUAGGAAAUUUUGUGUGUGAACUUUUUGCUUCAACUCCUUAUUUAUUUUGAUAACGUGAAUUGUGAAUAGUGCCUCGAUGACAAUUUUUUUGCCACCGGGACUUUGCAAUGCACUGUGUUCUAUUACUAUGUGCCAGGAUAAAACAAUCAAUAAUUUAAAAAUAUGAUUGCAUUGGCAGUUUGCUUGUCUGAUAAAUUUGAAUCGAGAAUAAAGCUUUGAAACAAA
Messenger RNA from Styela clava, 10919 nucleotides. The record is from RefSeq and is a predicted model, not a curated record. NCBI's taxonomy places the organism in Eukaryota, Metazoa, Chordata, Ascidiacea, Stolidobranchia, Styelidae.